GCGUGGUUUUCUAAUUUUUUGUCAUUUUUAUAGCUAGUCGCAUUGUAUUUUUCUUCUUGUGUUUCUAAUUUUUUAUUGUAUUUAGUUUUUAACUGAUUGGGGUCUUCAGGGUUUAGGGUUAUUUUUAAAUUGAUUUUUCCCUGAUGGUCACCUCUUAUUUUUCCUUGAGGAUUUUCUUUGUGUUUCUUAUUUUUACAUGAAUUCCACUUAAAAUUAUCAAUUUCUUUUUCAGUGUUACAUAUUAUCUUCUUACGCUUAAUUUUCUUUCAACAAUAAUGACGGAGACAAUGUUGGAUUGCUCUGACAAGGUGACUGAGACCAAGGAAGAACUUGUUCAGCUUGCCAAACUCGCCGAACAGGCUGAGCGUUAUGAUGACAUGGCAGAGUCAAUGAAGAAGGUUACCGAAUUUGGAGACGAACUGUCUAAUGAGGAGCGCAAUCUUCUCUCGGUUGCUUAUAAGAAUGUUGUUGGGGCUCGUCGUUCUUCUUGGCGUGUGCUUUCGUCUAUUGAGCAAAAGACCGAAGGGGGGAAGAAGACGAUGAGUAAGGAAUACCGUGAGAAGGUUGAAUGUGAAUUGCGUGACAUUUGCAAAGGUGUUAUGAAUCUUCUGGACAAAUUUCUUAUUCCGAAAGCUGGAACUCCUGAUUCUAAAGUGUUUUACCUUAAGAUGAAGGGCGACUACUAUCGUUAUCUGGCUGAGGUUUCUUCUGGUGAUGAGUUGACUGAUGUUAUCGACAAAUCGCAACAGAGUUACCAAGAGGCUUUCGAUAUUGCUAAGGACAAAAUGCCGCCAACUCAUCCAAUUCGUCUUGGUCUGGCUCUCAACUUUUCGGUCUUCUACUUUGAGAUUCUCGACAAUAAGGGCAAGGCUUGUCAGUUGGCUAAGCAGUCUUUUGACGAGGCCGUUGCUGAGUUGGACACUCUUGAAGAGAAUUUGUACAAGGACUCGACUCUCAUUAUGCAACUUCUUCGCGACAAUUUGACUCUGUGGACUUCUGAUGGCGGCGUUGAGGAACCGGAGACGGCUCCAAUUGUUGCUGAUGCCGAAGGCACAAAUUAA
Meloidogyne enterolobii is the source of this 1061-nucleotide messenger RNA. The record is from the annotation of a GenBank genome assembly. Lineage: Eukaryota; Metazoa; Nematoda; Chromadorea; Rhabditida; Meloidogynidae.